AGCGCUUUCUGCUACGUCGGACCAAUAGGAGAGAGGGCUCGAUGGCGCGCGUGCGCCUUACGAGUCCGCUCGGUGUCCUUGUGAGGCUCCGGCUCCGGACCCUGAGGAGGAGAAGAUGUUGGCGGCCGCGCUGGGGCUGGCUCGGGCCGGCCUGAGAGUUACUGGGCGACCAGCAAUGCUGCUGCAAGCUCGAUUUGAAGGGAAUACUGCUGUGACUCAACCUACUGUUAGACCAAAGGAUGAAGUGACACAAAAGCAGCUGUGUGCAUUCGGAGAAUAUGUGGCUGAAAUUCUGCCCAAGUAUGUUCAACAAGUCCAGAUCACGUGUUUCAAUGAGCUAGAAAUCUUAAUUCAUCCAGAUGGGAUCGUUCCAGUUUUGACCUUUCUUAAAGAUCACACCACUGCCCAGUUCAAAAACUUAGCUGAUCUGACGGCAAUCGAUGUUCCAUCUCGACAGAACCGCUUUGAGAUUGUCUAUAAUCUCUUAUCCAUAGCCUUUAAUUCCCGGAUUCGUGUGAAAACAUAUACUGACGAAUUGACACCCAUUGAAUCAGCAGUCCCAGUGCACCAAGCAGCAAACUGGUAUGAAAGAGAGGUUUGGGAUAUGUAUGGAGUGUUCUUUGCUAACCACCCUGAUCUGAGGCGAAUCCUCACGGACUACGGGUUUGAGGGUCAUCCCUUCCGGAAGGACUUCCCUCUUUCUGGAUAUGUGGAGGUCAGGUAUGAUGAUGAGGUGAAGCGAGUGGUGGCAGAGCCUGUGGAGCUGGCUCAGGAGUUCCGCAAAUUUGAUCUGAACAGUCCCUGGGAGACUUUCCCUGCCUAUCGUGAGGCUCCGGAAACCGUUAAGAUAGAGGCAGGAGAGAAGAAAGGAGAUGAGAAAUAGCAGCAGGAAGGAAGGAGAGGAAGCCAGGGACAUCCCUGUAUCACUACCUUCCUGUUUGAUAUAAGUAUUUAUAUAUAUUAAAUAUCAAUAAAAAAAGACAUAUGGUU
This is a messenger RNA of Zootoca vivipara (common lizard), 990 nucleotides long. RefSeq names its product NADH:ubiquinone oxidoreductase core subunit S3 (gene NDUFS3). Gene Ontology annotation, molecular function: NADH dehydrogenase (ubiquinone) activity. The record is from RefSeq and is a predicted model, not a curated record. Gene Ontology annotation, cellular component: respiratory chain complex I. Lineage: Eukaryota; Metazoa; Chordata; Lepidosauria; Squamata; Lacertidae.